AUGUACGACAUGAAGAAGAUUAUAUUUGUUUUGUUUUUGAUCAUUGAGUUCUGUUGUGCUGAUACUGUGUUGGGUGGAGUAGUGGACUUUAAGCCUAGUUGCUAUAUUCAUGGUGAUAUCCCAGCCAGUAUGUUAAUCGAAUACAACGGUGUUUUUAAUAAUGAAACUAUCCGUAUCUUGGAGAAAGAAGCUGAUCCGUUGGGCAUUUAUUACCAUGGUGAAACCAGACUUCAAUAUAAAACGUAUAAAACGGCUUAUACGCCUGAAUAUACUAAUAACGCAAUAAGCCAUGAAUUCAGAUUUGCCAAUCGCCGCACCAAUAUGGUCCAAAUAAGUCUUAGACGAGGUAUCAAAAUGAUAAGAUUUCCCUUCUCAAGGCUUGGUCAAAGAUAUGGCUGGUAUGAAGGCGUGCAGAUAAGAAUGACAGAGGAUCUUGUCGUGAAGUUAGGGGAGAAAUAUAGGAAAGAUCCAGCCAAUAAAUGGAAAAGCAUCCCAGUGGGCCCUCCCUUCGCAGAACCCGGUUCGAUGGUGUUUCCUAAAUAUGAUGUGGAAUACCACGGAGCUAACGGGACAAUUUCGCGAAAUAUCGACUUAAAUAUACGUAUCCCUUGUUUGAUUGCGUAUGGUCUCAUUCCCUAUGACAGAAGAACUCAAGACAGUCAACUUAUAAAUUGCAUGUAUCUUACAGAUACUGGAUAUAGAAAAGACGACCCGGUAACAGAAAAUUCAAGCUACAAAGCAUCUGUAGAGGUGGAUAACUGUGAACAUGAUACUGAUAAUGUAGCAAAGCUCCGACCACCGCCAACAAGUAUCGAAGAGAAACUAUUCGAGUAUCUGAAAGAUCUCGUCCUGAUGGGGGUAUCACACAUUCCAUUUGUAGGUCCUUUUAUUGCCGUAGGCAUAGACGUGGCCUACGAAUACGUACAAAACAAACCACGUAUGGAAGAACUUCUGGAAAAAGCAGGUGUUGAUGCGUCGAAAGCGUCAUACGAAAUCAUUUUUGAUGAAUUGCUUUCCGUGCUUAAGAAAGGGGUUCGUAAAUAA
Messenger RNA from Halteromyces radiatus, 1044 nucleotides. RefSeq lists its product as uncharacterized. NCBI's taxonomy places the organism in Eukaryota, Fungi, Mucoromycota, Mucoromycetes, Mucorales, Cunninghamellaceae. The transcript has a single exon. The record is from RefSeq and is a predicted model, not a curated record. The coding region runs from base 1 to 1044 and encodes 347 amino acids.